Messenger RNA from Puccinia triticina, 930 nucleotides. RefSeq lists its product as uncharacterized. The record is from RefSeq and is a predicted model, not a curated record. The coding region runs from base 1 to 930 and encodes 309 amino acids. The transcript has 5 exons. NCBI's taxonomy places the organism in Eukaryota, Fungi, Basidiomycota, Pucciniomycetes, Pucciniales, Pucciniaceae.
AUGAGUGACACCAACUCGAACGCGCACACUCAUUACAGCCUUGCUAACGAACCGGGGGAUGAUGACUGGGUACCUGGCUCGGAGUUUGGCUCGGAUUCUAGUCGUGAACCUUCCCCUGUCUCAAUGAUCAACCCAAAUGAGAACCUGCCAGUGGCACGACGCUUACAUUUGAUAGAAACUCGUCUUGAAAGUGUCAUUGGUUUUCCCGAGGGCUUCGCCAUCCAAGACCUGCCGGGAUUGGGAGGCCGCAUAACUGAACUGGAAAGAAAUCAUGUCAGACUCGCUACCAAGGUGGAAAAAAUCCCGUUGAGAUAUCGGAUAAAGCAAUUAGAGGUUUCACUUGAAAAUCUAGAACGAACCAAUCUCUUGCAUAGAAGAAUUGCCGACCUUGAAGCAUACGUGAGGAACCACAUAUCGGGCGGCGGGGCGAUGGUUUCUAGUGGAAUUAAUGGUGUGGCUGGACCACCAGCAGCGGCUCAUCCGAAUGAAGGUGUGGUCCAAGUCGGCCCAGAAAUCAGGGAAGCGGCGGAUCCUAAUGAUAGUGCGGUUCAAGUCGGCCCGGCAUCUGGAAAUGCGGCAGAUUUAAAUGGCAGUGUGGUUCAAGUCAACGAUGAACCAGCGGCCGCGGCGAAUUCGAAUGGAAAUGCGGUGCAUGCCGGCCAUGCCCGCGCAGGGACGGGUAAUUUGACUGGGCAAGUACUUCGAGUCGGUCAUGGGGCAGCAUGGGCAGUAGGUCGUAGAUUUGCACCUUGGCCAUUGGACGACGUGGGGAGAGAUGUGCCGGUCACCGAGUGCCCCGGGUCCAAUUCAGAUGGGAGUGUGGUUCAAGUCAUCUAUGAACCAGCGGCCGCGGCGAUUUCGAAUGGAAGUGCAGCUCAUGUCGGCCAUGGACCAGCAGGGGCGUGUAAUUUGACUGGAGAAGUCCUUUGA